AUGGGAGGCUGCCUUAGUUCUCAUCAAAGCGCUCCUCUAAAUCAUAGUAAAAGUAAACUUAUUUCUAAGAGAGGCGACAUGCCAAGGUCUGUAUAUGAAAGUGAGGCUACAUCUGAGUGGGGAGAUUUAAAGGAUUCUUAUACUAGGAGAAGUGUGAAGAAAAAACCAGUUGGAAUUGCUCAUAGGGAGCGAGCUGAAACUAGGCAGGAUGCACCAAGUGCAGUAAUUUCUGAUCGCCAAAAGACGGAGUGAGACUUAGAAAUAAUACUGGAAGCCUUAGGAAAGCAUUUUGUAUUUAAAGGCCUGAGAAAGGAUCUUCACCAAGCCAUAGUUUUCCAUAUGAAAUAUUAUGAUUUAGACCCUGGAGAAAUAAUUUUCGAGCAGAACAACCCUGGAAAUAAUUUUUUCGUAGUAGAAAGUGGUGAUCUCGAAGUAAUUAUUAAUGGAAAUCAAGUAAAAGUACUUCACGCAGGUGAUAGUUUUGGAGAGCUUGCCCUUCUCCAUGAUUCACCCCGAAGUGCAACUGUAAAGACAAUCACAAAAGUAGGCUUAUGGGGCUUGACUCGGCACACUUUCCGAAAAGCCCUUGAAAAAAUAAACGCGACUUAUUAUGAAGAAAACAAAAAUUUUGUCAAUACUGUGCCAUUAUUUCAUAUUUUAACUGCCAAACAAAAAGAAGUCUUGGUUUUUGCAUUGUCAAGCUUCAAAUUUUCAAGUGGGGAAAAUAUUGUAAAUGAAGGUGAUCCUGGGGAUUUAUUGUAUAUAAUAAAAGAAGGCACUGUAAUUUGUACACAAAAAGGAGCAGAAAUCAGACGUAUGGGAAGAGGAGAGUAUUUUGGAGAGCAGGCAUUAUUAUAUGGAAGUGCAAGAACAGCUACUAUUACAGCUGAUGAAAAUGUGACUUGUAUUGCUAUUGGGCGAGAAAAAUUAAUAAAAGUGCUUGGAAAUCAUCUGCAUCAAAUUAUUUAUAAAAAUUCGCAGAAAAUUGCGAUUGAAAAAAGCAAAACUUUAAGCCAAUUGACUAGUGAACAAGCGAAUUCACUGAUUGCUGCAAUGGAAAUUAAUACUUAUGAAGCAGGCACACGCGUAAUUCAAAGAGGCGCAGCUAAAGGUGCACAGCUUAUUAUUAUAUUAAAAGGAAAAUUAAAGUAUUCUGAUACAAUUAUUGAAAAAUUUAAUUGUCUAGGAGACGAAGAAAUUACUAAUGAGUCAGCAGAAACCUAUGAGUAUGAUAUUUUAGCUGAUGCAGAUACUGAUUGUGCAUUUAUUACAAAAGAGAAAUUCCAAAUUUGUAUUGGAGGAAGGUAUGAGCAUGCCACUGCUAAUAAUGAAGCUUUACAAGUCAUGAAAAAAAUUCAGCUUUUAAGAGGACUAAGUAAUGACCAAUUGCAAGCUUUAAGCCACGCUUUACUUGUACAGGAAUACAGUGAUGGCUUUGAAAUUGUCAAACAAAACAGCCCAGGGGAUUCUUUUUUUAUAGUAAGAUCAGGAAAAGUUGAAGUUUACCAAGAUGGUCAGAUGAUAAGGGCUAUUAAAAAAUUGGACUAUUUCGGUGAAAGGUCCCUGCUUUUUGAUAAAAAUAGGACAGCAACUGUGAUAUCUAAAGGCCAAUCUUCAUGCUGGAUAUUAAGGAAGUCUGACUUUUUGAAUAUAAUUGAUGAAGCUUUAAGGACGAGGCUAUUAAAAAGAAUAUCCUAAAUUGAUUAAAAUAGCAAAUAAGCAGAUAAAUAAAAAUAAGGGUAGAUUUUUAUAAAAAAGGAUAUUUUUGCAAGAUGAUAAAAUUGAGAUUGAAGAGCUCGUGCCAGUUAAAGUGCUUGGCAGAGGCAUGUUUGGAAAUGUUAUAUUGACCGCCCAUAGAGCUAAAGGAUCUUUAUAUGCACUUAAAGCAGUUUCAAGGAAAAAAAUCGAAGAAUAUCAAUUACAGUCUAUGGUAAUGCUGGAAAGAAAUAUUCUUAUGGAAAUUGACCACAAUUUUAUAUUAAAAUUAGUCAGGACUUUUAAAGAUAACAAAAGAUUAAGCAAAAUCUCUAUAUAUAUGCAGCACUUCUGCGUAAAAAUAAAAAAUAUUAAAAAUAUCAUAAAAAAGUAUAUAUUUUUUGUUUGAAUAUGUGAGAGGUCUGGACCUUUUUGAUGUUCUCCGAGAGCUUGGCCUUGUAAAUUAAAAUUAGAUUAAGUUAAGUUUGAAUGGGUCUUCGGGGCUUAUUUCACCCCUUUACGCCUUGCCGAUUUCAGACUUCUCGUCCUUAGAAUCGGUUUUAACUGAUGCCCUUACUGUCUAUGUAACAAAUUAUGGUGAUGUUGCAUUCUUCGGGAGACGUGCCCAGACGCUUCUUGGAUAACUCCUAGCAGUCACCAUUAUUUAACCGGGGAGAGUAGGUAGGAGGCGACUCCUAAUCUCCCUUCCGAUCCCAUUACCAUUCAAAUCCAGAAGUAUGGAGUCGUCUUAUGGACUCUGGUCUACUUGCCUGCAAGUGGGGUAAAAAAACCCUGUCGUGGUGUGCCGACCAGAGAGAAAAAACCAUGACACAAAUUUUCAGUCCUCGUCCCUCUUUGACCAAAAGCUCCGAGGAUAUAGGAAAAAGACGAAUCGAAUAAGUUCCCAUUUUAUUUGUGUUCUUGUAAACGAAGAAGAUUCCUUAUUCUACACAUCCUGCCUUCUUUGCAUUUUAGAGCAUCUUCAUGAGCGGGAUAUUAUUUAUCGUGACUUAAAGCCUGAAAAUGUUAUGAUUGACGACGAAGGCUACCCUAAAUUAAUUGAUUUUGGCACCGCAAAAAUUGUCUCUGGAAGGACUUAUACAAUCUUAGGGACUCCUCAUUAUAUGGCACCUGAAAUUAUUAUAGGAAAAGGCUAUGGGAUAGCAGUCGACUAUUGGAGCUUAGGAAUAAUGUUAUUUGAAUUUAUUUGUGGCUGUUUGCCUUUUGGAAAUGACGAAGACGAGCCUUACGCAAUUUAUGAAAAAAUUUUGGCAAGAAAAAUACAGUUUCCUGGGUAUUUAAAUAAAAAAAGUGCAGUUAGGACAGUGAUUGAGCAGCUUUUAAGCAAAAAUCCAGCGAUGAGACUAGGAGGGAGCAUUGAAAAUUUAAAAAGAAAUGAGUGGUUUUGUACAGUUGACUGGGAAAGGCUAUUAAGUAAAUUACUGCCAACUCCUUAUGUUCCUCAUCUGCCUGAGCUGGAUAAAGAAAUUGAAAAAGCUAUGAAAAAUCCAAAGAGCUUGGAAAGCGUGCUGAAUUCUUUAGGAGAAGAUGAAGAUAUAGUGCCUGCUAAAAAAGGGAAUGUCCAAGAGUCAGAAGCUUGGGAUAACGCUUUUUAA
This is a messenger RNA of Blepharisma stoltei, 3311 nucleotides long. NCBI's taxonomy places the organism in Eukaryota, Ciliophora, Heterotrichea, Heterotrichida, Blepharismidae. The record is from the annotation of a GenBank genome assembly.